This is a messenger RNA of Paracoccidioides lutzii Pb01, 2622 nucleotides long. Its product is annotated as APSES transcription factor (MbpA). The transcript has 3 exons. Gene Ontology annotation, molecular function: protein binding; DNA binding; transcription coactivator activity. The record is from RefSeq and is a predicted model, not a curated record. Gene Ontology annotation, cellular component: SBF transcription complex; MBF transcription complex. Bases 1 to 2622 code for a protein of 873 amino acids.
AUGUCGUUCUCGCGAAAUAAUAUUGGCCCUCCUAAUGGCUCGUCAUUGCCGCAAUCCCAUGUGGGAUCAUUUAACGCCUCCCAAAAUGUGGCUUCUACCCCUGCUGCGACUCCCCCACCUAGAACUUCCCAGCAAUCAAACAUGUCGAUGAGUUUCCCAAGUAACGGGGUGUCGCGCAACUCCGUGCAAAGAGCGAGUUUUAGCGGAUAUGAUGAUAGCAAUGGAUAUGGCCAGGUGGUUUCCUUUGAAGAGUUUAAGCCGCAAAUAUAUACUGCUGUUUAUUCUAAUGUAUCGGUAUAUGAGAUGGAAGUAAAUGGGGUUGCAGUCAUGCGUCGUCGUUCGGACUCUUGGCUGAACGCGACUCAAAUUUUGAAGGUGGCUGGCGUUAUGAAAGCCAGGAGAACGAAGACCCUAGAAAAAGAAGUGGCUGCUGGUGAGCACGAGAAGGUUCAAGGCGGCUACGGAAAAUAUCAAGGGACGUGGGUCAACUACGAGAGAGGUGUAGAACUCUGUCGCCACUACCAUGUUCUCGAACUCCUGCGGCCCCUCCUUGAGUAUGACAUGGGCGUUGGCCCCGCGGGCAGAGGAGCAAUUCAAACCCCCACUAAGGAGCAGGCCAUGGCGGCGCAAAGAAAACGGCUUUACCGCACAAUGGAUGGCCAAGGAAUGAGCCAGACACCCCAGGGGACUUAUUUCCAGAACAUUUCCCGCACAGCUGCCAGUGCUGUAAAUGCGAUAAACAAGGCUCGGUUUGAUUCUCCCGUGGGAAAGGGAUCAGAUGGCCGGCGUCCAAGCAUUAAGGCUCCUUCUCAGAUGGGCAGCCAGGAGUCUCAAAUUCGGUCCGCAAGUCAACAAAGCAUGCAAAGCAUCGCAUCAGACAGUGGGUUUGGUAGCAACAUGCAAAAUAGCCAGCCUACAGGUCUUCUGGAUCAUGGCGAUGAGCCAUUGGAACCUCCUAGAAAACGUAUUCGCUCGUCACCCGCUCAGUCACGACCGUUCCAGUCCGAAAGCGCAAUGCUACCCAACAGCUCGAUGAUUGAACCCACGCCUACGGAACCGAGUAACUCAUUUUCUCAAGUGUAUCCCGAACCUACAGUGCCAGGUGGUCCAUUACGGGGUCUUCACCACCUUCCUGCCGCCACGACGCCAGACAGGUACCAGAAAAUGAAACUUAUUAUGACAUUAUUCCUGGAUAAACGCGCCAAGGAUUUUUCUAAACAUCCUGCUUUCCUCAACCUAUCUGUUGAGGAUUUGGAAAUACCUUUGGACAAGUAUUUCAAUUCUGCUUUGCAUUGGGCUGCCAUGCUCGCGCGAAUGCCUCUCGUACAUGCUCUCAUUGACAAAGGUGUUAACAUUUUCCGUUUGAAUGCGGCGGGUGAGACCGCACUGCAGAAAGCGGUAGGGACCCGGAACAACCUUGAUUACCGCAGUUUCUCCAAGCUACUUCAGGUACUAUAUCCUACCAUAGAGAUAGUCGACUACCAUGGCCGUACUGUACUUCACCACAUCGCCAUGAUGGCUGCGACCGGCGGCGGCGGGCAUGUAGCCGCAAAACAUUAUCUUGAAUCCCUCCUCGAGUUUAUUGUUCGUUAUGGCGGAACAGCUGGCAGCUCACAGGCUCCUAAUAAUGCUCCCAAUGGUUCUAAUGGCCAACAAAAGUUUGAGGUUAUAGGCCUUGGAAAGUUUAUGUCUGAGAUGGUGAACAUCCAAGAUGACCAGGGUGAUACAGUGCUGAACCUAGCUGGUCGUGCGCGAACUGUUCUGGUCCCGCAAUUGCUCGAGGUGGGCGCAAACCCGCAUAUACCGAACCACACGGGGCUCCGUCCUGCAGAUUAUGGAGUUGGUGUUGAUAUGGUCAAUGGUGGGCUCCCGGGUCAGAAUGGAGAAUCAGAAUCAUUCACCAGUCGGCUUUCCAGAACUCGAAGAGAGUUACUAGACCUAACCAUCUCCCAGGUCUCGUCUCUCAUUGAACAGUCGUUUGGAAGCAUGGACAAUGAGCUUUCGGCCGGUUUAAGCAAGAAACAGGAAGAAUUCGAACAGUGGCACAACAAAAUCCGCGAAAGUGCCAAGGCAAGGCAGAUUGAACAAAAGCAGCUAGAUGAUAUGAAACGCAGAUCCAAAGAUCGCGUCGGACUUAAUAGGCAAAUAAAGAACCUAGAGCGCUCAAUGGAAGAGCUUUCUACCCUCCUGGAGACCCUUCAAGAUGACCAGUUCAGUAGAGAGAUCUUAGAUGCUAGGAAUGCCGACAGCUCACCCGGGUUCGACAUAUCUCAGUUUAAACCGCUUUUCCCCGAGGAUUUUGACGCAUCAGUGGGUUUCUCAGAUAAACAAACUGCGUUCCUCGAGUCUCUUCCUUCUAUUGGAACGCUGACGUCCCGACUUGAGUGUUAUCACGACUUUAAUAAUGAAAUACACAGAGAAGUGGAUAGUUUGAAAUCGAAAAAUGUGGUUCUGGGUGAGAAUUAUCGACGAAUGGUCAUGGCUUGCACUGGCUGGUCUGAGGAACAGGUGGACGAAGCAGCGGGUGGUUUGACGGAGUGCAUCAAGGACUUAAACGCGAACCCUCUUCCGGAGGAUGUUGCGAUCGAGAUUUUGAUGAAAGACCGCGGUCAGGACUGGUAA